UCCCGCCAGGUUUUGCUGAUGGUGACGAUGGCGGCGGUGAGGACGAAGGCUUGGGUGACCAGCCCGUCCAUGCUGAGCUCUCCUGCUCUCCUCAGGAUGCCUUCCUGCUCAUGGACCGGCAAGUCCUCUGUAAGAGGCGCUAGAGACAGCUCGGUCCAGUUCCGGGGAAGGUCGGCUCGGUUCGGAGCUGGGGUUCGAGGGAUGCAAUCUGCGGGAGGAUGGGGAGCGGGGAGCAUGGAGAAGUACGACACACUUGUUAUUGGGAGCGGCGUGAGCGGCUCUUCUCUUGGGUUCUCCCUGUUCCAGAAGGGCGUCAACGUCCUUGUUACUGAAGCAAGGGACGUGGUGGGAGGAAACGUGAUCACCAGAGAGCAGGACGGGUUUCUUUGGGAGGAAGGACCCAACACCUUCCAGCCCACUCGCCAGAUCAUGCGCCUUGCUGUCGAUCUUGGCUUGAAGGACGAGCUUGUGUUUGCUGACCACACCCUUCCUAGAUGUGUGUACUGGGAGAAAGAGCUCUUCCCCCUCCCCUCCAAGCCCGAGGAUGCGCCGUUCUUCCGCCUGCUCUCCAUCCCCGAGAAGAUCCGAGCUGGAAUCGGAGCGAUCGGCCUGCAUGCGCCGAAGCCAGACUACGAGGAGUCAGUGAAGGACUUCAUCGAGCGACACCUUGGCGAGGCAGUGUUCAAGAAGAUGAUCGACCCCUUCGUGUCGGGAGUGUACGCGGGUGACCCCACCAAGCUCUCCAUGGCCUCGGCCUUCAAGAAGAUCUACGCGCUCGAGGACCUCGGCAUGACCCCAAGCUUGAUCGAGGGAGGCAUCAUCCGCCAGGCGGAGAGGGCCAAGGAGGCCAGGGAAAACUAUGACCCUGAGCUGCCAACCUACAAGGGAGGGGCUCUCGGCUCCUUCAGGAAGGGUCUUGUCAGUCUCCCCAAGGCUGCCCAGGAGAAGCUCGGAGAUCGCCUGAGGACCAGCUGGAAGGUUGAGUCCAUCUCCAAGGGAGAGGAUGGGGGAUACGUCACCAAGUUUUCGACCCCCCAGGGUUCCAAGGAGGUUUGGUCCAAGACUGUGGCCGUGACUGCUCCUGCUCAUGCUACCGUGGGCAUGCUCUCCGAGCUUGUGCCUGAGUGCAAGGCCCUUGAAGAGAUCCACUACCCGUGCGUCUACUCCGUCACUCUCGCCUACCCCAAGGAGUGCCUCAAGGACGAGGUUCGCAAAGAGAGACCGGGCCUCGGCAAGAGGCUCUUCGGGUUCGGAAACCUCAUCCCCCGCAGCAUGGGUAUCCGUACCUUGGGAACGAUCUGGUCCUCCUCGCUCUUCCCCUACCGUGCUCCCGAGGGCUACGAGAUGAUGUUGAGCUACAUCGGAGGAGCCCAGGACCCUCUCCGCUACAACCCUCCCAUCGCCGAGCUCUCGGAGGAAGAGGUGGCAAAGAUUGUCCAUGGUGACGUCAGCAAGAUCCUCCUCAAGGAAGGAGCUCCUGAGCCAAAGGUCCUGGGAGUGCGCAAGUGGCCCAAGGCCAUCCCCCAGUACAACAAGGGAUACUCGGAGAUUAUGGGCAAGGUCAACAGCGGUCUCAGCAAGUGCCCUGGGCUGUACCUUGGAGGCAACUACGUCUCUGGCGUUGCCUUCGGCGACUGCGUUCAGUGGGGAGUCGACACUGCACCCAAGGUCAAGGAGUUCCUCGACUCCGUCCCUUCCUCCGAGAAGGCGGCCAACGCUGCGCUGGUGUAAGCCUUCAGACGCUGUCGUUCAAUGUUAUGAUACAAGUAGCAAACCUCUC
Messenger RNA from Guillardia theta CCMP2712, 1780 nucleotides. RefSeq lists its product as hypothetical. The transcript has 7 exons. Gene Ontology annotation, molecular function: protoporphyrinogen oxidase activity, oxygen as acceptor. Gene Ontology annotation, biological process: porphyrin-containing compound biosynthetic process. The coding region runs from base 19 to 1731 and encodes 570 amino acids. NCBI's taxonomy places the organism in Eukaryota, Cryptophyceae, Pyrenomonadales, Geminigeraceae. The record is from RefSeq and is a predicted model, not a curated record.